UGCUCCAGUAGAAAUUUCCAACAGAAACCAAACUAGUCCUAAAACGAAGAUCCGCUACAAAACUCCUACCAGCCUACCACCCAACCGAAAGAAAGGCCAAUGCUUGUGACUCAGCUACACACCAACAGUCCGGCACAAGCUCUGCUCUGCCACUCCCAAUGCAUGCGCUACAAAUACAGUUAUAGCACAGAACUACACGUACGCCGCCGAACGACCCUGAAGUUGAUCGCCCGACGCGCACCGAACAGGUCGACAAUGGCAAAGAACGCCACGGCCAACGCCGACCCCGGCGACGAGGUCGUACACGACUUCUCUCCGCUGCUCCUUGUCCACAGGAGCGGCAGGCUCGAGCGGCCCCUCGCCAUGCCGCCCGUCCCACCCGGCCACGACGCCGCCACGGGCGUCGUGUCCAAGGACGUGUCGCUCUCGCCCUUCUCGUUCGCGCGUCUCUACCUCCCGCCCGAAACGGACGCCGGCGCCGGCAAGAAGAUCCCCGUCCUCGUCUACUUCCACGGCGGGGGUUUCGUGAUCGGGUCGGCCGCGUCGGCCGCCUACCACCGCUGCCUCAACGACCUCACCGCGGCCUGCGGCGCCGUCGCCGUCUCCGUCGACUACCGCCUCGCCCCGGAGCACCCGCUCCCCGCCGCGUACGAGGACUCCCUCGCGGCCCUCAAGUGGGUGCUCUCCGCCGCCGAUCCGUGGCUCGCGGAGAGAGCCGAUCUGUCCCGCAUCUUCCUCGCGGGAGACAGCGCCGGCGGCAACAUCUGCCACCACCUCGCCAUGCACCACGACUUGAGGGGAACAGCAGGACGGCUCAAAGGCAUCGUCCUGAUCCACCCGUGGUUCUGGGGCAAGGAGCCCAUCGGCGAAGAGCCCCGGCCGGGGCGUGCGGAGGGCGUGGAGCAGAAGGGCCUGUGGGAGUUCGUGUGCCCCGACGCGGCGGACGGCGCGGACGACCCCCGGAUGAACCCGAUCGCGGAGGGCGCGCCGAGGCUGGAGAAGCUGGCGUGCGAGAAGGUCAUGGUGUGCGUCGCCGAGGGGGACUUCUUGCGUUGGCGCGGCAGGGCGUACGCCGACGCGGCGGCCCGGGCGAGGGGCCCCGAGCCGGCGGUGGAGCUGUUCGAGUCGGAGGGGGUCGGGCACGUGUUCUACCUCUACGAGCCUGCAACGGAGAAGGCCAGGGAGCUGCUCAAGAGGAUCGUGGCGUUCGUCAGAGCGGAGGGAUCACGCUCCGCCCGCGCCGUGGCGCAAUGCUGAACGGAAACGAUGGUAGACAAACUGCAAGCACAUCAAAAUAAACGACGACUAGGCGAUUCAAGAUAAUGAUGAUGGGACGCGGUUUUUCUGAGCUCGAGCUCAAAUAUGCUCGGGUGAACACUAAAAUUCUGAAACAUGAUUUUCUUAAAAUAAUUAUGGACUUUUUAUAUGGCAAAGAUUGACAAAUGUUUUC
This is a messenger RNA of Hordeum vulgare subsp. vulgare (domesticated barley), 1450 nucleotides long. RefSeq names its product probable carboxylesterase 2. The coding region runs from base 100 to 1257 and encodes 385 amino acids. Lineage: Eukaryota; Viridiplantae; Streptophyta; Magnoliopsida; Poales; Poaceae. The record is from RefSeq and is a predicted model, not a curated record. Gene Ontology annotation, molecular function: hydrolase activity. The transcript has a single exon.